AUGGGGCAUAUGACACUAGAAGUGGAGCUCAUCUCAGCCAAAGACCUCAAAGAUGUCAACUUCUUUACCAAGAUGUCCGUAUACGCCGUCGUCUCCGUCCUCGACGGCGACUCCCAAGAACAGCAGAAAACCAAAUCCUUCGUAUCCCAAAACUGCGGCACUCAUCCCACCUGGAAUAACUUUCACAUGGACUUCACCGUUGACGAGUGUCUUGCCCAGCAGAGCCGCCUCGCCCUCGUCUUCAAGCUCAUCUGCAAGCGCCGCCUCGGCGACAAGUACAUUGGCCAAGUGGUUGCUCCCAUUAAAGAGCUCUUUGACACCAUGGCCAACCCCAACUCCACCAUGACGUUCGUGGCUUACCAUGUUAUUACAAACCCCUCAAGUAACCCCAAAGGUGAACUCCGCUUCUCUUACAAGUUCUGCGAUAAAGUGGCGGUUUCACCGGCGGAACCGCCGUUUGCUUGGCCGCAAUUCCAACAUGAACAUACCGCACGGGGGCCACCGUAUGUUCCAAGGCAACCUCAAUAUGAGGAUACUGCACUGGCACCGCCUUAUGUUCUGCCUCAAACCCAAUAUGAGUAUACUGCAACGGCACCGCCAUUUCCUCCCCCACAACCCCGAUAUAAGUAUACUCCAUCUGCACCGCCACUAUUCGUAUACACGUCCCCGGCACCCCGAUAUCAGUACACUGCAUCAGCACCGCCACUGUAUGGAUAA
Malus domestica (apple) is the source of this 717-nucleotide messenger RNA. RefSeq names its product protein SRC2. Gene Ontology annotation, biological process: defense response. The record is from RefSeq and is a predicted model, not a curated record. Lineage: Eukaryota; Viridiplantae; Streptophyta; Magnoliopsida; Rosales; Rosaceae.